Messenger RNA from Acromyrmex echinatior (Panamanian leafcutter ant), 5371 nucleotides. RefSeq lists its product as uncharacterized. The record is from RefSeq and is a predicted model, not a curated record. Gene Ontology annotation, molecular function: sequence-specific DNA binding; DNA-binding transcription factor activity, RNA polymerase II-specific. Gene Ontology annotation, biological process: regulation of transcription by RNA polymerase II. NCBI's taxonomy places the organism in Eukaryota, Metazoa, Arthropoda, Insecta, Hymenoptera, Formicidae. Gene Ontology annotation, cellular component: nucleus.
GGAUCCGUAUUUUCAUUGGCAUAUGUGAUGUAACGUAGAAUUUGACGCACGGCAAUCGACAGGUGAAUUUGAAAAGAAAAUAUUGGCGAAGAGCGAAUAUCGAGGAGCACGAUCGAUUAUGAUUCGUCAGUUUCUUAAGGCUUAAAUUGAAACUUGAUACAGCUAUUUGUAGAUCUAGGCUCACGAGAAGAGAUGACUGUUGAAUUUUGGCCCGGUACUCGUAGUCGGUUCUUAAUUAUUUUAAAAAGCGUUUCAAUUAAUGUCUUGGGAUGCUAAUACAUAAAGUAUCACAAUCCUGAUAACAAAGCCUGCGGAGACAGAUUUUGAACAGAGCCUGUUACCAAUUUUUGAUUGCAGAAAAGCACAAAAUUGUAUACAGAAUUUGUAUUAUCUGCAAAUUGCUGCCAGAAAUGUAACAAAGUCUGCUAGACACGCUAUGCCAGCAGAUUGGUAGCAGACUCUGCUCGGUUCCUGCCACCAAUUUGCCGGCAUAGUCGAUAGAUCCAAAUGCCAAAUGCGGAUACAGAUGGCUAUGGUUUUGUUAGUCAAAAUCUGAUGGAGUUUGCUGCCAAUUUGGCCCAAAUUGCUAACAUUUUGCUACGAGGGUAUGAAUAUACAUCAACAGCGCCAUCAACAGCGAUGUUUCGAGAACGUUUCGUAAAAAUGCGCGCAUUCGAGGCUCGAGAAAGAUGGCAGGACAGCCAUCAAUGUGAUUGGAUCUUCACUCGACUUAACUUCUAGCGAGUAUCCGCUAGGUGCGUGCGAGUCGAGUCGAAUCGAAUCGAAUCGCUCUGUUCCGUGGAUCCGUGGUCGCGUAAAGCGUGGCGUGACGGAACUUGGAACUCGAAACUCGGAAGGGUGAGGAAAGGAGGAGGGAUCGACGUGACGGAGUGACGAACGAAUGUGUUUAGAAUAUUUAGAUCGUACGAGAUAAUCGGACGCGAAGGGAAAAUUGAGCAAAGAUAAGCGUCGUAACAUCAGCUUGCUGGAACGAUCGACUCGAUCGGCAAGUACGCGCAAGCGCCAAUACUCCACGUUUCCAAUUGCCUUGCCUCAUUACUCACUCGUACCCUACUCCGCAACCGUCGCCAUAAUUAAUAUCUUAACGAUUGAACAGCAUACAUUAACAGCAGCUUAGAGAGCGCGCGUAUCCUCUCGGUCGAAAGGGACGGCAUAUUUAGGUGACGGCAAAUUAGGCGACGGUGGAUCACUCGGACUCGAAGGUCUCGAAGUGGUUUGCCGAUGUCCAUCGUAGUGGCGUGUCAGACGGCGUAUGUCGACACGUAUGUACCGUUAGUCUGAAUCUAUUCCCGUUGGUCGGCUCGAGCGACAUCCACGCUGACAGCUCACGUACCUACCGACCGAGGAGGGCUGAGCCAUAUUCGAUCGCGGUUGGUCGUCGUAAACCCGGAAACGAAGCGUGUGCGCGUCUCCGUUCAGCGAGAGCGCCGAGAGCUCGAGUGUGCGUUCGAGAGAGACAGAGAGAGAGCGAGAGAGUGCGAGUGCGAAUUUAUCGCGGAGUCACUCUCGAGCUCUCCUCGAACUUCCGUUAGAGACGUGCGCGCGUCCAUCCUGACGUCUCUCUACGCAUAUGUAUGACGUGUGCAUCGCAGCGACUACCGCGGUGAUACGUCGGUCGGCGUGUUCACGUUGAAAUGAGAAAGUUGUUGCCGUUGCGCUGAGGAUUGGGAACGACGACGCACGCGAACCAGCCAGACGGACAAUUCCCGUACUAAGCGGACGUACGGAGACCGAAGGCAGCGACAGUAACAGCGGUACUUUGAGCCGAGUGUGCACGGAGAAUCGUUUGCUCGUUGCUCGUUGAUCGCUGCUCGCUGGCUCAUCUACCUGCCUGUACUUACUCGUGUAAUCGUUGGAAUUUUGAAAAUGAAUUUCACGCCUUUUUCUUCAUUCACUGGCUCGUUGCCGACCGGCACUGUUCAUCAAUUCGCCACAGCCAAGUUCGCGCAGAAUCUUACCACUGGAGGACAGGUGGUCGGCGUUUUAUCCGGUGGUGAAGGUGGAGUUCAUUAUUUAAGACCAGUCGAUCCAAAUGGCUUUGCUGUGGCUCAGAGCGGUAAUAGUCAACAGCAACAAAUUAUUACUUUACCUAUUACUGUUCCGGGAAAGGAUGGCACGCAGCAACAGCAGACUGUCCAAAUACAAGUGGUCAAUCCUAGCGUGUCUCAAAGCGGAAACAGCGGCGAUCAGCCAAAGUAUCAUUUGGCACCGAUAUCCCUGAGUCAGUUUCCACAAGGAGCAGCUACCGUUCUCACUGUUGCUUAUAGUCAGCAAGGCGCGGAUGGUGUUCAAAUUCAAGUACAACCGCAAAACACUGUAGCGACUACGCAAACGUCUGAUCAAACGACACAAAGUACGUCUACCGCUGUGACCACUACGUCUCAACAGACUAUUCAACAGACGGUACAACUUCCGGGAGCGCCCGAAGGUCUAACUGUAGUUGCCCAGAUUCCUCAAGACUUGAUUCUACGAGAGAGCAUAGAGGAGUCCAAGGAGGAUGUUAAGGAGGGCACGACACCCGUGGCUCUUAUUAAACGAGGUAGUGUCAAGAGUCAAGGUAAUCAGAGUGGGGAAGAAUUCAUUACUUCUAUGCCUGCCAGCUGGCAGAGUCUCGCUACUCCAGGAUCCACGGUCGCAGAUUAUCUCUCCAGACUGCCAACAAGUACUUUGCCUCUUAGUUUGCAACAUUUUCUCAAGUUUUCGGCGGAAACUAUUAAAAGGGAAGCUACCAUUGAAUCCAGUCCGCUCGGACCGGAUGGUCUCGAUGCUUCUGGAAGUACAGCUUCGGGAGAGCAAGCCGUGCAGAUUACAGUCGCCGGAGGAGAAACGGCCAUCAUUCCCGACGUUGUCGAAGAACAGGAGCCAGGAGCGAAACCUAAGCGGAAAAAAAAAUACAAAAAGAAACCACCGAAGCCGAAGAAACCAAAACCAGGACAAGUGAGUAUAGUCACUGCUCUCGAUGGCACGACCCUAUUUUGCUGUCCUCAAUGUAAUAUGGCGUAUCCGGAGAAGGAAAGUUUGGAACAGCAUUUGAUUGGACAUAAAAUAGAAAGGAGAUUUAUAUGCGACAUUUGCGGCGCUGGUCUUAAACGAAAGGAACAUUUGGAACGGCACAAAUUGGGCCAUAAUCCUGAUAGGCCUUUCAUUUGUUCCGUUUGUAUGAAGGGCUUUAAACGAAAAGAGCACUUGAAUCUUCAUUUUGUUAUACAUUCUGGGCAAAAGACCGAAGUUUGCACCGAAUGCGGCAAAGCAUUCUAUCGGAAAGACCACCUUAGAAAGCACGCGAGAUCUCACCUUACUAAGCGUGCCAAAGAGGAUCCAUUGAAUACGACGAACGAUACGUCGCAGAAUAAUCAACAACAGACGGACCAACAACAAGUGGAACAAAUACAGCAACAGUCGUCGGUACCCGAAUUGCAACAAAUUCAGAUUCAAGUAGGACAAGGAUCCCAAGCGCAGAUUCAUCAGAUAUCGGUUAACGAACAGUCUACCGUAGUUUUGCCUACAGCGGCUGAAACUGGAGCUAUGACGAUGCUUCAUCAUCAGCAACAGCAGCAGCAACAGCAGCAGCAGCAGCAAUCACAGCAAUCACAGCAACAACAGUCGCAACAGUCGCAACAGCCGCAACAGCAGCCACAACAACAACAACAGCAACAGCAUUAGCAACAGCAUACCGCCCCGAAUCAACUUGGGCGGUUCUUUCGUUUCAAUCAUCAGCACGCUAAAUGUCGUACACGACAUAGCGUACUCGCUGAUUAAGUUUUGCAAAUUUGAUAGGAAAAUUCAUAUUAUCGAACGAAAGUUUCGUUGGCUAGUUGAUUACUGAUUACUUUUUUUACGUAGUCUCUUUCAAAGGCAUUUGAAACACCUCCAUUUUCUUUAAGAUGUACGUCCUUGGUCCAGCGACACAAAGCCAGUUUGUUAGAAUUGAAAUGUUCGCGCCAUCGGUUUGAAUCACCUUUAAUCACGGCACAAGCUCGUGUUUAUAAUAAUUAUUAUCUUGUAAAGCGUGUCGAGCUGAAGUGACAAAAAAUGCGUAUACACAAAUUUCUCUUUUACGUACACGUUGUAGCGUACGUGGAAAGAAGCGACGAAGUUGCCGUUCGCCUCAAAUAAGAUUGUUUUUGUCGCUAAUCCAGUUCCAUGACGCAAGUUGGAAAUAAAUAUGAAGUUUAUAUAUAUAUAUACACACACAGACACACACACACACAGAUAGGUACACACGCACACGCACACAAACAAACAAACAAAAAUAUAUAUUUUUGAAAGCGCGAACUGGAUUCGCCCAAGAUAGCAUGGCGAUCGAGUUUUGGGCUAAUAAUAAUAAUAAUCGAUUAUAUUUGAAUGAUAAUUCGCUUUUACGAUGAUGAUAAAAAAUACGUAAUGAAAGAAUUAAACGCGAGAGAAAUACGUAUGGAACAGAUUGUAAAUACAUGUGCGAAUUUUCAUGAAUGUGAGAGGAAAUGUAAUAAUAAUGGUACGUGCCGUAUGCGCGCGAGGUGAACUCUAUUUAUUUCUCUUAUGCAAUACAAUCGUGACAUUAUAAGGGAAUCUGCCGAGAUAAAUUGUAAGUUCAAUUUGUAUUUUGUAGGAAUAUAUCAACGGAAGCAUGCUUACAUUUUUCUAUAAUUUAGAUCAUUGCAUAUGUUGCCUUCGUAAAAACGCAGAGUAUUGGGGACGAUUGAUGAAACCCAAGCUAUAUGAAUAACGAGUUACGAGUUGGUGGUAGAAUUACAUAUAAAGAACCCAUAACGUUUAGUACUUUUUCAGAAAUGGAAGGGAAAAGGAUAAUAAUUAUGAAAAAAAUUACUGAAUUACGCAUUUGCGUAAUGAUUUACGCUGCUGUGAAAUUAUCGUUUCUACAAUCGAUAAUUCUUCGGAAUCCGCAAAGGAUUCAUCUUGAUUUAAUAUCGAUGUUUGCGCAAAAAGAAAUAAACUUGCACGUCGUAAAAUCAUUACGGACAAAUACGAAAUACUUGCGUAAAUUCAAUUGGACACGAAUUAAAUGAUACGAUACAAAGGAAUAUGUAAAGGAACAUAGAAGAUAACAAAGAAUAUAGAGAAUUAAAAUCUUCGAAUGUUAACCAAAUCGAUGAAUCGUGAUUCACCUGAAAAAGCUUUUUUAUAAAGGUGUAUGUAUACAUGAAAAAAAAACUUCUUACUGUAAGUAUUACAAUUAAAGGCAAUGGGUAACUGUACAAGAAAUAUUAUUAUUUUAUUAUCAUAAUAUUAUACAGAUAUAUAUACCAUUAUCGUAGUUAGGAUAAGAGUAGUACAUAAGUCAUUUUCAUUGUUACUUACAUAAAUAUUGGAGGAGAAAACUGAAAUAAAACAUACAUUUAAUACAAAA